UCAGCUGGCAGUCAAGAAAAAGAGGGAAACAAUACAAAAUCGGAAAUAACUAAGCGUUAAAUUAAUAAAUCUGGAUAGAAACAAAGAUGGGAAGAAAGUCCGGGAAGACAGUCCCAAGAAAGCCGAGGGUUCAAAGGACCAUUAAAGCUGAAGAAGAAUCAAAUGAAGUUCACAUAAAAACAGAGGAUCCCGAUGAGGAAACCUAUCCGCAGACUGGGAUUUAUGAGGUGGUCAUGCUGGAUGCAGAAAACCAGGUUAAGGAGGAGUAUGCACUGGAGGAUCAGGAAGAAGACGAACAGGAACCAGAAGAGGACGAGAUAAGCUAUCGUUUGGCUGGCCCACCAAAAUUUUGCUCAACUUGCUUGAAGGCUUUUCCCAUCGAAGAGUUUCCCAAUCAUGACUGCAUGAAUAAUAUCAAUGGCCUAAAGGAAGACGAGGAGAUAAGCUAUCGUUUGGCUGGCCCACCAAAAUUUUGCUCAACCUGCUUGAAGGCUUUUCCCAUCGACGAGUUUCCCAAUCAUGACUGCAUGAAGGACAACAAUGGUCCAAAAUUGGACGAGGAAAUGAGCUAUAGUUUGGCUGGCCCACCAAAAUUUUGCUCAACAUGCUUGAAGGCUUUUCCCAUCGACGAGUUUUCCUUCCACAUCUGCAACAAAUUACCCUGCAAAAUUUGCCCCAAGAAGUUCCGAUACCAGUCUCAGCUAAUCAAACACCUAAGAACCCACCUUAAACUGCAAAAGGGCGAGACCAUGCCGGAAUUGGAGGAGCCGAAACCAAAAAAAUAUAAAACCCCCCCGAUAAAACAAAAUGUGCAGUUUAACUACUCACCCACACCGCGAACGAAAUUAUCGCGACGAAGGGCAGAGAUGCUGAAGCUCAGCGAAAGGCGCAACAGACAGAAACUGUGCCCAUAUUGCCCCAUUGCCUUCACCAACGAAUCUCACCUGGAGAAGCAUCUGAGGAACCACCAUGCCGAACUCAUUUACUCGAACGAACUGAUCACCCCAGAUGCGAAUUCGGAUAGCACAGAAGAUAUUUGCGUCAAGUUAGAGAACGAGGAAACGGCAUAA
Messenger RNA from Drosophila takahashii, 1070 nucleotides. Its product is annotated as zinc finger protein 57. Gene Ontology annotation, cellular component: nucleus; chromosome. Gene Ontology annotation, molecular function: chromatin insulator sequence binding; DNA-binding transcription factor activity, RNA polymerase II-specific; RNA polymerase II transcription regulatory region sequence-specific DNA binding. NCBI's taxonomy places the organism in Eukaryota, Metazoa, Arthropoda, Insecta, Diptera, Drosophilidae. Gene Ontology annotation, biological process: regulation of transcription by RNA polymerase II. The record is from RefSeq and is a predicted model, not a curated record.